Molecule: messenger RNA, 5158 nt
Organism: Quercus lobata
Lineage: Eukaryota; Viridiplantae; Streptophyta; Magnoliopsida; Fagales; Fagaceae
Product: DExH-box ATP-dependent RNA helicase DExH7, chloroplastic-like
Exons: 34
Coding region: 100-4521 (1473 amino acids)
Cellular component (GO): intracellular anatomical structure
Molecular function (GO): RNA binding; helicase activity; ATP binding
Source: RefSeq, a predicted model, not a curated record
ACGGUGUCGUUCCUUCACGCCUCAGGACUUGGAGUUUCUCUUGAAAUUCUUACGCUUUUGAUUAAAAACUCCGAAAUCCUCUGCAAAUCCAAAGCAAAAAUGGCUCCGAAAAAGAAACAGCAUCAGCAACAGAAGCAGAAGCAGAACAGUAAUAAUUCCAAGCCGAAUUCGAAAUCACAAAAUUCAUCGUCUUCGUCAUCGUCCGGUCCGAGACUCCAAAUUUCGGCCGAGAAUGAGAACCGCCUCCGCCGGCUUUUGCUUAACAACAACAACUCGGCCCGGUCCGACUCGGCUCCGGUCGACGAUACACUGUCGAAGGCUCAGAAGGCAAAGAAGCUGAAGACCGUUUACGAGAAGCUUUCUUGUGAAGGCUUCACCAAUGAUCAGAUUGAACUUGCUCUCUCCGCUCUUAAGGAGGGUGCUACAUUUGAGGCUGGUCUUGAUUGGUUAUGCUUGAAUUUGCCGGGUAAUGAGCUCCCAUUGAAGUUUGCUAGCGAGAAUUAUCUGCGUAUGAAUGAAGGAGGUUCAGUUGGUGUCAUAUUGAAUUCACGGGAAGAUUGGGCACCUUCGGUGGACCCAUUGACUAAGAUUGAGGAGGAAGCUCCAGAAUUUUCUGUUAAGAUCAAGGGGCGGCGGGAUGAUGAUACUCUAGAUUUACGCCAACCUUCUCAGGCAGACUGGAUCAGGCAAUACAUGGAACAACAGCAAGAGGAUGAAUCCGCAACUUGGGAAGAUGAUGCAGUUGAUUCUCUUCAAGAGGUCUCUGGGCCUAGGUCUUAUGAUGUUAUAGCAAAAGAGUACCAUGCUGCACGGUUGGAAGCAACAAAAGCCAAGGAAAAAAGGGAUAAGAAAAGCCAGGAGCAGGCAGGCAAUAUCAUCCGCAAACUUAAACAAGAAUUGUCUGCUCUAGGAUUAUCAGAUAACAUCAUGGCAUUAGAAGUAGAACAUGAACGAGCUGCUGUUUUUACAUCUGGGGACUCAAUUACGAGUUCCAUGCCUUACAGUUACUCUGAGAUAACAGCAUUGUGCAAUGUUGAAGAUUGUUUGCCCUUUGUUGUGGGUGCAGAUGAAUCAACAUUUGAUGGAAAUGAUGUGGAUUUCUGUGGCUCGAAGGAGAAUUCAAUUAAAUCUUCUCCUAGUUCACCUAUUCAGGAAAAACCUGCUGCAGAAGAAGAGUCAGAUGAUGUAGAGCUUGGUGGUUUCUUUUCAGAAGAUGUGACAUCUAAUGAUGUUUUGCCUCCUGAAGUUUUGAAACUUCAGAAGCAAGAAAAGAUGAGAAAAUUAUAUAAUGAAAAGAAUUUAGAAAAGUUGGAUGGCAUCUGGAAGAAGGGGGACCCACAAAAAAUUCCCAAGGCUGUUCUUCAUCAAUUAUGUCAAAGAUCAGGGUGGGAAGCUCCAAAAUUUAAUAAAGUACAUAGCAAAGGAAAUAGUUUCUCUUAUGCUGUCAGUGUUUUGCGUACAGCUAGUGGGAGGGGUAAGAGCAGAAAAGCUGGGGGACUGAUUACCCUUCAGCUUCCAAAUCAGGAUGAAACUUUUGAAUUUGCUGAGGAUGCACAGAAUAGAGUGGCAGCAUUUGCUCUUUGUCAAUUGUUUCCAGAUCUCCCAGUUCACCUACUAGUUACGGAGCCCUAUGCUUCUCUUGUCAUGCAGUGGAAGGAAGGGGAAUCAUUGGCCGACGUGGAAGACACUGUGGAAGAUCGGAGGGCUAAUUUUGUGGAUUCAUUAUUGAAUGCUGAUCACUCUAGUUCAGCUGCUUCUGAUGAUGUUACAGUUAGUUCGCCUCCAGAAGAAUUUCAGAAGCUCCGUGUUGAAGAAAAUGAAAAUUCGACUCUUGCUGGCUCUGAUUCAUUAGUUGAUAGUCAUGUUGCAGGAGUAAAUCAAAGGAAAGAAGCAGAGAGUGCAUAUUUGAGACAGAAACAUGAGAAUAAAAUGAAAAUGCAGAGAUACAAGGAUAUGUUGAAAACUAGAGCUGCACUUCCUAUUGCUGCUUUGAAGGGUGAUAUUCUGCAACUGUUGAAGGAGAAUAAUGUUCUUGUUGUUUGUGGUGAAACGGGCUCUGGGAAGACAACUCAGGUUCCACAAUUUAUUUUGGAUGAAAUGAUUGAAUCAGGAUGUGGUGGACAAUGUAACAUUAUAUGCACGCAACCAAGAAGAAUAGCGGCUAUUUCUGUGGCUGAAAGAGUUGCUGAUGAGCGCUGUGAACCUUCACCAGGUUCGGAUGGUUCUUUGGUUGGUUAUCAAGUCCGUCUUGAUAGUGCAAGGAGUGAAAAAACAAAGCUUCUUUUUUGUACUACGGGCAUUCUUCUGAGAAAAUUUGCGGGGGACAAGAACUUGACUGACAUCACGCAUGUCAUAGUUGAUGAAGUGCAUGAACGGUCUCUAUUGGGUGAUUUCCUACUCAUUGUUUUAAAGAAUCUGAUAGAGAAGCAAUCUGCUCAUGGCGCACCAAAACUGAAAAUCAUCCUUAUGUCUGCAACUGUAGAUUCCAAUUUGUUUUCCAGAUACUUUAGUAACUGCCCUGUAAUUACUGCAGAAGGCAGAACUCAUCCUGUGACCACUUACUUUCUUGAGGAUAUAUAUGAAAGCAUUAGUUAUCGUGUUGCUUCAGAUUCUCCAGCUUCUAUAAGGAACGAAACAUCCACCAAUCAAAGGUUCCAGAGUGGUCCCAUAAAUAACCGUAGGGGCAAGAAGAAUCUUGUCUUAUCUGCAUGGGGAGAUGAUUCUCUGCUCUCAGAAGACUGUAUUAACCCCUAUUAUUCGCCAAGCAGUUAUCAAUCAUACAGUGAACAAACUCGACAGAAUUUGAAAAUAGUGAAUGAAGAUGUUAUUGAUUAUGAUCUUCUUGAGGACCUAAUCUGUCAUGUUGAUGAAACUUGUGACGAAGGUUCCAUACUUGUAUUCUUACCUGGGGUGUCUGAAAUUUACACAUUACAUGAUAAGCUAGUUGCUUCUUACCGAUUUGGUGGGCCAUCUUCUGAUUGGAUUCUUCCUUUACAUUCAUCCGUUGCAUCAACUGAUCAAAAAAAAGUGUUUUUACGUCCUCCUGAAAGCAUACGCAAGGUCAUUAUAGCUACAAACAUAGCAGAGACGAGUAUAACCAUAGACGAUGUGGUAUAUGUCAUUGACUGUGGAAAGCAUAAGGAGAAUCGUUAUAACCCUCAAAAGAAAUUGUCUAGCAUGGUUGAAGAUUGGAUAUCUCAAGCAAAUGCAAGGCAAAGGCGAGGAAGAGCUGGACGUGUAAAACCUGGAAUUUGCUUUUGCUUGUAUACUCGUAAUAGAUUUGAGAAACUCAUGCGCCCUUUUCAGGUUCCUGAGAUGCUUCGGAUGCCACUAGUAGAGUUGUGUUUACAGAUUAAGUUACUUGCUCUGGGUUAUGUAAAGCCUCUUUUAUCUGAGGCUUUAGAACCUCCUAGGGAGGAGGCUAUUACCUCAGCAAUUUCGUUGUUAUAUGAGGUUGGGGCACUUGAAGGUGAUGAAGAGUUGACACCUCUUGGGCAUCAUUUGGCAAAACUCCCUGUUGAUGUUUUAAUUGGGAAGAUGAUGCUAUAUGGAGCAAUAUUUGGUUGCUUAUCGCCCAUUCUCUCAAUUUCAGCAUUUUUGAGCUACAAAUCUCCAUUUGUGUAUCCAAAAGAUGAGGGGCAAAAUGUUGAAAGAGCAAAAUUGGCACUUUUGACUGAUAAGGUUGAUGGUCCUAGUGAUCUAAUUGAUGUUGAUAGGCAAUCUGACCACCUUUUAAUGAUGACCGCUUAUAGGAAAUGGGAGAAGAUUCUGCUUGAGAAAGGAGUUAAAGCUGCUCAACAUUUUUGCAGUUCAUAUUUUUUAAGCGGUUCGGUUAUGUACAUGAUAAGAGACACGAGAAUACAAUUUGGAUCAUUGCUAGCAGACAUUGGCCUAAUCAACUCUCCAAAAAAAUAUCAGAUUGAUAGAAGAAAGAAAGAGAAUCUUGGCAGUUGGUUUUCUGAUGCAUCGCAACCAUUCAAUAAGUAUUCACAUCAUUCAUCUGUUGUAAAGGCUAUACUAUGUGCAGGCUUAUAUCCCAAUGUGGCAGCCACUGAACAAGGCAUUGCUGGAGUUGCUCUUGGCAGCCUUAAACAGUCUGUUGGUCCUGUAAAACAGGGUCGUUCUGUUUGGUACGAUGGAAGGAGAGAAGUUAGCAUACACCCUUCUUCUAUCAACAGUAACUUGAAAGCAUUUCAGUAUCCCUUCCUUGUUUACCUUGAAAAGGUUGAAACCAACAAAGUUUUUCUUCGAGAUACUUCUGUCAUCUCUCCUUACUCUAUUUUGCUGUUCGGUGGCUCCAUUCACAUUCAGCAUCAGACUGGACUGGUCAUCAUAGAUGGAUGGUUAAAACUGACUGCAGCAGCCCAAAUUGCAGUUCUGUUCAAGGAACUACGAUUAACUCUUCAUUCAAUUUUGAAGAAGCUAAUUCGAAAGCCAGAGGAUGCCACUAUUGUCGAUAAUGAGGUGGUCAAGUCUAUAAUACACUUCUUGGUAGAGGAAGAAAAACCCCCGCUGAAGUAAUUAAGGAAAAUUAGAGCAUGUCUUUUCUCCAAAUUAUGGCUGGCCCAAAGAAAGGAUACCAUACAGGUAGUCUUGCAGUUCAUGAGGAGGCACACACUUUUGCUCCAUGUGUGCCCCUUAGCAUUACGUUGUUACUAGCUGCUGCCUUAAAAAAACUGAACAUGAACUCAACCAAUGUUUUGGAGAUAAAUGCUUACAAUGUAAGCAUGUUGCCCAUCCGCCCAUCCGCGUCUAUAGUGCAAAUGACCAACAGGCUUGGCAGUUCAUAUACCGGAGGACUAGUUCCUUUACUCAUAAGGAAGUUCCACUGAAAGAGAACACUUAUAAGGUCAUUGAUGCAACAUUUGGCUUAAACAAUGUACUCCAUAUGGAUAUAAUCAAGGAUUUGCACUUGAUUUGACUUGGGUAUUGGGUUUUGUUCUCAUCUUAUAAAAUCUAAACACUAAAUUCAGUAUAUUGUAAUUUACCCAAAAAAAAAAAAUAUAUUAUGUUUCAAAGCCGUGGAUGAUGCAUUUGAAGACACGCAGGAACUGAAAUUUUCAAGUUGCUGAGAAUUCCAUCUGCUAUCUGUUAGAUCUAUUUGAUCAAAAAGAAUUCCUAUUAUUUAGGAUGAGAUCAAUUUGAAGCAUGAGAUUGG